Fonsecaea multimorphosa CBS 102226 is the source of this 1107-nucleotide messenger RNA. RefSeq lists its product as uncharacterized. The record is from RefSeq and is a predicted model, not a curated record. NCBI's taxonomy places the organism in Eukaryota, Fungi, Ascomycota, Eurotiomycetes, Chaetothyriales, Herpotrichiellaceae. Gene Ontology annotation, molecular function: glycerol channel activity; water channel activity. Gene Ontology annotation, cellular component: plasma membrane. The transcript has 3 exons. The coding region runs from base 1 to 1107 and encodes 368 amino acids. Gene Ontology annotation, biological process: water transport; glycerol transmembrane transport.
AUGGCGAGCAACCACCCGCCUUCGUUGACGCGACAGCAUACGCAUGACAUCGAACUUGGUAUCUCAGAGGUCCUCCAGCGUCAUGCCACUCGCCAUGUGGUUGCACCCAAGCCCGUGUCCCAGCGAAAGCUCAAUUUUGAGCACAAGCGACCGCGUAUUAUGCGGGAAAUGAUGGCAGAAGCUACUGGUGUUUUCUUCUACGUGUUCCCUGGUAUUGCCUCCGUGGCCUCGUUCACCCUUGCUACAACCAAUGGCGUUGGGGCAGCUGUUGGCAUCCCAGUCUUUGGAUCUAUCUUCCAGAUUGGUUGUGCCUUUGCCAUGGGUAUCGCGUUUGCGAUCAUUACCUGUGCACCCACCAGCGGUGGUCACUUCAACCCGGCCAUCACAAUUUGUUUUGCUAUCUGGCAAGGCUUCCCAUGGAAGAAAGUCCCCCACUACAUUUUCUCUCAGAUCUUUGGCGCCUUCAUGGCCGCCUUGUUCCUCAUGGCGUGCUACUGGCCGGAGAUCCAAGCAGCAAAAGCCAUCGAUCUCAAGGAGCAUGGUACCGCGGUCUAUAACGGCGGAGUGGCCAGCAUAUUCUGCACGUUCCCCAACCCGGACCAGCACAACCAGGGCUAUCUCUUCUUCCAGGAGUUCUUCGUAGACAGCUACAUUGGCAUUCUCAUCUGGGCGUGCCUCGACCCGGCCAACCCCUUCGUCAGCCCCAGCACAGCGCCUUUCACCAUCGGUCUGGUCUACGCCACCAUGGUCUGGGGUUUCGCCGGAAAUAGUAUCUCGACCAACUUGGCCAGGGACCUGGGCACGCGUAUCGUCGCAGCCAUCUUCUUCGGCGGUGAAGCCUUCAGCUUCGACAACGGGUACUCGUGGAUUUCCAUCCUGGUCAACGUCCCCGCCACCAUCUUCGCCACGGGAUACUACGAGUUCCUGAUGCGGGACAGCCUCCAGAAGAUCCAGAAGGGUCAUGCCGAGCACGAAGAGGGUGAGGAAGGUCUCUCUAGGUAUCUGUCCAAGGUUACCGGCAUGGAUGUGCCCCCGCCGACCGAGCGUGGUACGAUGAAUGCUGCCAACGGCUAUUCUGCCGAUGGCGUUUUGGAGAAGCAAUUCUGA